GAUUAUUGUUCAUCUUCUGACCCGGUUCUGGUGAGGCUCCCAGAAGGACGGUUUGAUGUUCUCCAUCCAGGACGGCCUCCCCCGGGGGGCCCUGACCAUGAAGGAGGAGCCGCUCCCCACCGGCAUGACCCCGGUCCGCUCCUGGAUGCAGGGCGCGGGGAUCCUGGACGCGAACACGGCGGCCCAGAGCGGUGUGGGUUUGGCUCGAGCUCACUUCGAGAAGCAGCCUCCGUCCAACCUGAGGAAGUCCAACUUCUUCCACUUCGUCCUGGCGCUGUACGACCGGCAGGGUCAGCCCGUCGAGAUCGAGAGGACGUCCUAUGUGGACUUUGUGGAGAAGGACAAGGAGUACAACGGCGAGAAGACCAACAACGGGAUCCACUAUCGGCUUCAGCUCCUCUACAGCAACGGCAUCAGGACAGAGCAGGACCUCUACGUUCGGCUGAUAGACUCCAUGACCAAACAGCCGAUCCUGUACGAAGGUCAGGACAAGAACCCGGAGAUGUGUCGCGUCCUCCUCACCCAUGAAAUCAUGUGCAG
Molecule: messenger RNA, 540 nt
Organism: Nematolebias whitei (Rio pearlfish)
Lineage: Eukaryota; Metazoa; Chordata; Actinopteri; Cyprinodontiformes; Rivulidae
Product: transcription factor COE3
Biological process (GO): regulation of transcription by RNA polymerase II
Molecular function (GO): DNA-binding transcription factor activity, RNA polymerase II-specific; RNA polymerase II cis-regulatory region sequence-specific DNA binding
Source: RefSeq, a predicted model, not a curated record